This is a messenger RNA of Sitodiplosis mosellana (orange wheat blossom midge), 852 nucleotides long. RefSeq lists its product as uncharacterized. Bases 125 to 736 code for a protein of 203 amino acids. Lineage: Eukaryota; Metazoa; Arthropoda; Insecta; Diptera; Cecidomyiidae. The transcript is spliced from 3 exons. The record is from RefSeq and is a predicted model, not a curated record.
UCUGUUUUGACUGAACCUGCAACGACACAGACCGUUAUGCACCGACAUCAGCAUCGAAUGUUGCUUUUUGCUUUGCUACAAAGUGUUGAACCCGGCUAUUGCGCUCAAUCACAAACACACAACAAUGCGUGCCGCUAUGGAACCAGAGACACAGCACAGAAUUGAAGUUUUAUCCAAACGACGAUGCAGUACAUUAAAACUGCAACAACAACAACAAUACCACCACCAUCAACAGUACAAUAGCUGGACGAAUUCAGUGGCAAAUCAUCGAUUUCAGGUAUUGCGUCGCAUUCGAAAACGUCAAUUCUUUCAACCAAAAUGGCACACGAUGAAACCAGCAUUCAUGGCACACGAAUCGAUGGCCGGCUCACGGUAUAAGUACAACGGUGGCUAUUCCAUUCUGUGGGAAUUGAAUAAAAUUGAUCGGCAAAUUAAUGUACUUCAAUCGCAAAUUGGCGUUCUCAAACAACAAUUGCGUAUCAUUCAAACACAAUGUGUGCCGACGGAACGGCAUGACACAGUGCCGAGAUUUUCGUUUAUUUUCAUCCAACUUUUAUUCAUGUUCAUUGAAUUGUCGUUCAUUUUCAUCGGAAAUUUGUUGUUCAUUUUCUUGGAAUCGUUCAUUUUCAGCGGUGUGUCGAAUGAAAACAUCAACAGUGCCGUUGUCGACGCCGCCGUUGCCGUCUCCACCACCGUCGCUGUCAAUGUUGACCAUCAACUGCCAAACGUCAAUUAAUCUCAUGGAAAAUCACCGCACAAAAUAAAAGCAAUGUUUCUUCUUUUCAUCGAAAUAAGUUAUAUCAUCCUAAUCUAAUUCAAAUAAAGCUAACAAUUUGUUUUCUUAUAUUCUCA